CUGGGACUGAUCAGGCCACUAUUCUUCUGAAUCUCUUGGAGCAGUAUAGGCUUUUCUCGGGGCAGGCCAUUAAUUUGCAGAAAUCUGCUAUUUUCUUCAGUAAGAAUACUCCUCAGCGCCUCAGAACUUCUAUUUGUGCUAUCUUGAAUGGCAUCACUGUCCACAGAUCAACAAGAUAUCUUGGACUACCCCUGGGCAUCGGUAGAUCGAAAAGGGAA
Molecule: messenger RNA, 218 nt
Organism: Striga hermonthica
Lineage: Eukaryota; Viridiplantae; Streptophyta; Magnoliopsida; Lamiales; Orobanchaceae
Source: the annotation of a GenBank genome assembly